Molecule: messenger RNA, 1043 nt
Organism: Purpureocillium takamizusanense
Lineage: Eukaryota; Fungi; Ascomycota; Sordariomycetes; Hypocreales; Ophiocordycipitaceae
Exons: 1
Coding region: 118-699 (193 amino acids)
Source: RefSeq, a predicted model, not a curated record
GUUUUGCUCUGUCUCCCAUAAUCUCGCCUCCUUCCCGCCUUGUUCCAACAAAGUCACAUCUUUGCACCGCAGAACUCGCCAGUUUGCAAAACCGUCCAGGCGGUGUCAUCACUGCCAAUGGCUCCCGCCGUACAAGCGCGCGGUGGCGCCACGGCCGCGCACGACAUGGUCGAUGAGCUUCUGCUUUCCACCACGCCGACGCCGACAUUGCCCGUCUCCGCCACCGACGAUGACAGCCACUACCAGCUGCUCCGCGCGCGGCAGUCCGCCCCGACGGCGACCGUCACCGUCGUUUCCGGGGGCGACAGCGGUGACAACGGUGGAGGCUCGGCCACGACUCUGAGCGGCGGCGCCAUUGCGGGCAUCGUCAUCGGCUCCAUCGCCGGCUUCCUCCUCCUCGUAUGGAUCUACCGCUCGUGCUUCAACAUAGGCGCCCCGCCGGGCGAGGACCGCGAGGCCUGGUAUCACGACGUCGACCCCAAGCGCUCCUCGCACCAUCACCACCACCAUGGCUACCACCACAGUCGCCCGCGCCACAGCAGUCACCACCACCGUCACCACAGCCGCCGCCGCUCCUCGCUGUCCUCCACCAUGUCCACGCCCCCGCCCGUCGUCGUGCGCGAGACGUCCAGGACGCAGCCCGUGUACGUGGCACGCGGCAGAGACAGGGUGUCGAGGUCCAGGGGGCGGCAGUACUGAUGGCGAGCAUACGCUGUGUAUAAUUGGGUAGAGGGAGUGGCCAUUUGGAUGGCCUUUUUGCCCUUAACGAUAAAUCUUUGAUCAAUGUCUCAUGGAGGAUUCUCAUGUGAAGACGAGACGAUACCCGACCAUAUCAUGUGUCUUUUGACUUGGAAAUACCAACAGGGCAAUCCCGGUUCUGGAGUCAGGUAUAGAGAUGUGCUGCUGUGAAUAUGUCAUACAAAGCGAAGAAGAAUAGCCGGCAACCUGGGAGCCGCAAUGGUUGGGUCAAGGUGAUCGAGCGAGCCGGCAUAGAUAGAGAACGACCGCUUUACGGAUCGCUUAUGGCUCAUACCCGUCGAAGC